Messenger RNA from Oncorhynchus mykiss (rainbow trout), 7414 nucleotides. The record is from RefSeq and is a predicted model, not a curated record. NCBI's taxonomy places the organism in Eukaryota, Metazoa, Chordata, Actinopteri, Salmoniformes, Salmonidae.
CCUCUCGGCUUCCGUUCAACUUGUGGUCACAACGACAAAGCGAAAAUAAAAAGGAUAGCAAUUAGCUAGCCAGCUAAUCCCUUGCAUGACUCAGUCGCUGUACAUUUCACAGGUUUAUGAAAAAAUGGAUAUGGUCAGGGGACCGGGCUGAAUUUAGAAACGGAUUUGGAGUUUUUCAAGUUGAAUUUCACCAGUCUAUGCAUCAGCAUUGCCAUGGAUAAAUCUCAGUGAUGGAGUCCCAGAGGAAAAGCUCUGAUGAGGAGGACAGUUCAGGGGAGCGAGGGUCGCUCCACACCUGGAAGGGCUACUCCUAUAGUGUCACCCCAGAGAGAGUGCUCCUGUCCAGGCCUGUGCUGCAGGCUGCCCUGGGGACACGCCAUGGGGUUCUACUGGUGGAGGGCGGGCAGGUGUACAGCUUCGGUGAGUUCCCAUGGAAACAGAGCCAGGUGUCAGAGGUGGGCCCCCUGAAGCCUGUCCUAGAGAGCGCUCUCAGUGGCCAGCGCGUGGUCGCCGUGGCAGCGGGCAGUUUCCAUAGCGGGGCGCUUACUGAGGACGGCGGGGUCCACAUGUGGGGGGAGAACUCGUUCGGCCAGUGUGGCCUGUCCAGCCUCACUGUAGUCCCCAAUCCUACUCCAGUGGCUGUCAUGGACCCCGACACCAGCCCCCCCCAUACCAUCCGGGUCCUGGAGCUGGCCUGCGGGGAGCAGCACUCCCUUGCUCUCUCUGCCCAGCACGAGGUGUGGGCCUGGGGCAGCGGCUGCCAGCUGGGCCUGGUCACCACCAUCUUCCCCGUUUGGAAGCCCCAAAAGGUGGAGCACCUGGUGGGCAGAUACGUCCUUCAGGUGGCCUGUGGGGCCUUCCACAGCCUUGCCUUGGUGCGUUGCCUACCACCUCAGGAGUCCCGGCGGCCCCUGCCAGACAAGUGUGGCCAGUGCAACCAGCUGCUCUACACCAUGACGGACAAGGAGGACCACGUCAUUAUCUCAGAUAGUCAUUACUGCCCCCUAGGGGUGGAGUUGCUGGCUGAAGGAGAGACCAGGCUGGGGCCUGGAAGGUCCCCUCCACUAGGGCUUCUGAGCUCCCCUUCAGAGCCCCUCCUCUCCUCUCAUGCCUCUGACUCAGCGCCAGGUCCCCAUCCCUCCAUAACAGAACAUACAGACUAUGAGAGGGGGAGGACAGUGGCACAGAAUGGGGAAGUCUUGACCACCACAGAUGCUGACAUCUCUGCUUCUGGGACAGACUCUGAUCGAGCUGUUGGAGGUGUGGGGGGUGCAAGGUCUCAGAACUCCCCCUACCCUAAUGAUCAGGCAGUGAAAGAAUAUCUCAAGAAACUGUCUGACACCUCUUUGGCUGAGGAGACUGCCAAGAUGACCAUAGCAGGAGCAAGUUUUCAGCCCCCAGCAGAUAGCCUUGACCUCCUGACCUCUGACCUCAUCCCCGGGGUCAUGCCAGUGACCACCAGCUCUGCCCUCAACAACCUGGUCUCAUCCUGUGCCUCCGCCGUGGGCGAGAGAGUGGUCUCCACCUACGAGGCUCUGUCCCUGAAGAAGAUGAUUAACUACUACUACCCUGGGGUUGGGGGUGUAGCAGGAGUACCCGGUGGGUUUCCAGGGGGACCCGCGGAGGUGCGGGUGCGUCUGGAGGAGUCCAUGCAGGGGAAGAAGAGCUGCAGCACGGGGGAUAUCCGUGAGGAAGAAGCCGAGGGCCUGAGUCGACGUCUCUCUCUGCCUGGACUCCUCUCUCAGGGUAGAUACGCUGUUCGUCUCUUAUCCUCCUUCUCUGCUCAUCGCCUCUUAUCCUUAUCUUCCUCCUAUACUCUGAUGUUGUCCCCCAGGUUGCUGCGGAGGGCCAGCCGGCCCAGGGUGCGAGCGGUGCCCCUCACCCCUGUGGGAGGGCUCCCAGAGGCGGGGGAGCUGCUCCCCUCCCUGCAGACCGAGGUGUGGAGCUGGGGGCGGGGCGAGGAGGGCCAGCUAGGCCACGGGGACAACCUCCCCAGGCUGCAGCCACUGUGCAUCAAGUGCCUGAGCAGUAAGGAGGUGGUGCUUGUGGCUGCUGGGGCACAUCACUCCCUGGCCCUGACUGCACAGUCCCAGGUCUUCUCCUGGGGUAGUAACAGCUCUGGCCAGCUGGGACACAUGGCAUCUCCUACUACUAUCCCUCGCCUUGCCAAGCUGUCUGAGGGGAUCCGUGUCUGGGACGUGGGUGCGGGGGCGCAGCACACCCUCCUCCUGGCCGAUGGGGACUGUUAUCAGCCCAUCCUUUACUAUAGCGGACAGCAGGUCAGAGAGGGGGCGCAGGACGCAACCCAGGACCAGACGGAGGGGUACAGCUACACCCAGCAACCAGUGCUGCUCCCCUUCUGCAUGAACUUGGGCUACGUGAGCGGUGUGUUUGCGGGGGGCCAGAGCUGCGUGGCGCUAGCCGACCGCAACGUCAUGGGUUUCAUCGCCAGCCUCCACGAGCUGGCUGCUGCUGAGAGGAAGUUCUACUGCAAGCUGAGCUCUGUGAAGAACCACAUCCUGCGCCCCUUGUUGGACCUGGAGUCGUUGAGUACAGCUCUAGGCCCGGCGUCCACAGUGCUGCUACGGAGCCUGGCGAGGUGUUAUAGCCGCCUGUGUCACCUGACUGGCCAGCACUCUGCCUCCCUCACCGCCAACCUUCGCCGCCGCCGGGAGUUUAAAAGCCUGGUUAUGCUGGAGCAUGCCAGCAUCUUCCUGGACACGUACAAUGAGUACUGCUGCUCUGUGGGUAACUUCCUGGUGAUGGGGGGCUUCCAGGCUCUGGCCAAGCCCUCGCUAGAAUUCUUUGGGAAGUGUCCAGAGCUGUUGCAGCGGCUGGCAGAGUCCAGCGAGGAGAACAUUCCUCUGAGUGACCUGUUGGUGACGCUCUUCUACCUGCCCAUGAGACACCUUCACGAGUAUGGCAGGCUGCUGCUCAAACUGGGAACCUGCUUCGAGGUGAGCUCAGUGGACUACCAGAAGCUGCAGGACGGCUGCUCUAAGUUUGAGGCCCUGGCUCUUCAUCUGAAGAGGAGGAGGAAAGAGGCAGAGUACACAUACCACUUCUGGAAGAGCUUCCCUGGCAAGAUGACGGUCAGUGGCCUGGAUUCCCUGCGUAAGCCCCGCCGGAGGCUGAUCUGUGAGAGCAGUAACAAGGCCCUGACGCUACAGAACUCUGGAAGGUUCUCUGUCAACUGGUUCAUCCUCUUCAACGAUGCACUCGUCCACGCUCAGGGAGUGGUUCCCUAUAAAAGCCUUUUCUCCACCCACCACGUCUUCCCAUUGGCCACACUGUGGGUCGAGCCCAUCCCGGAGGAGAACACUGGCCUGCAUGGACUGAAGUUGAUCUCACCUGAGGAGACCUUCACCCUGUUGGCCUGUUCUUCCAUGGAGAAGGCCAAGUGGCUUCGCUCAAUCAACCAGGCGGUGGACCAGGCCAUGACUGGGGCGGGGCAGUCAGGCUCAGGGGCAGGGCAGAGGGCGGAGCCUCCCAUCUCCCGGACCGCCUCCUACACCUUCUACAAGGACAGCCGUCUGAAGGAGGCCACCUACGAGGGUCGCUGGCUGGCCGGCAAGCCCAAUGGGAGGGGUAUGGUGAAGUGGCUUGAUGGGAGAAUUUACACGGGGACGUUCAAGAACGGACUGGAGGAUGGUUUUGGAGAUUACGUUAUGCCCAGCAAGACGUUGAACCUGAACGACCACUAUCAAGGCCACUGGAAAGAAGGGAAGAUGCACGGCAUCGGAACGUACAAGUAUGCUACAGGUGAGUUGUACGAGGGCUCGUUCCAGGACAACAUGCGCCACGGUCACGGGAUGCUGCGCAGCGGCACGCUGAACUCCUCCUCCCCCAGCGUCUUCAUCGGCCAAUGGGUGCACGACAAGAAGACGGGCUACGGCGUCUUUGAUGACAUCAUCAGAGGAGAGAAGUACAUGGGCAUGUGGCAGGAUGACCAGCGGCAGGGCACGGGCGUCAUAGUAACCCAGUUUGGCCUGUACUACGAGGGAGCCUUCAACAACAACAAGAUGCAGGGCACAGGGGUCCUGCUGUCUGAGGACAACACCACAUAUGAAGGAGAGUUCUCGGAGGACUGGACUCUCAACGGAAAGGGUGUGCUGACUAUGCCUAAUGGGGACUACUUUGAGGGCUCCUUCACCGGGGAGUGGGGCUCCGGCCUGAAGGUCACCGGAUCCUUCUUCAAACCCAACCUCUACGACUCAGACGGGGACAAGGGUCGCGCUGUUAAGCUGGGGCGCCUGGCAGUGCCUCCGGAGGAGAAGUGGAGGGUAGUGUUUGAGGAGUGUUGGAUGAGGCUGGGCUGUGAGGCCCCUGGCCAGGGAGAGAACCAGCGAGCCUGGGAGAACAUCGCUGUAGCCUUGACCACCAGCAGGAGACAGCACAGAGACAGCCCGGAGAUGAACCUGAGUCGGACUCAAAACAGAAUGCUGGAGAGUCUGGAGUUCAUCCCUCAGCAUCAUGUUGGUCCUGUUACCAUGGAGAAGUAUGACAGUAUCCGACGUUACCUCAUCAAGGCGUGUGACAUGCCCCUGCACCCCCUGGGCAGGCUGAUGGAGACCCUGGUGGCUGUCUACAGGAUGACCUACGUGGGGGUGGGGGCCAACCGCCGCCUUCUGCUGCAGGCUGUCAACGAGAUCAUGUCCUACCUGGCCCGCAUCUUCCAGCUCGUCAGGUUCCUGUUUCCAGAUCUGCCUGAGGAGGGUGGAGCGAUCCCUGAACCAUCCUCUGACCCCCAGGACAAGAAGGACUCCAACUGCGCAGACACCCAGCUAGAAUCCCCCAAACCUGGGCGUGUGGUGAGUAGCUCCGCUCUGCUCCUGCCGGUGUUGCUGCCUCGUCUCUACCCCCCUCUCUUCACCCUGUACGCCCUGGAGAAGGAGAAGGAGGACGACGUGUACUGGGAGUGUGUCCUCCGCCUCAACAAACAGCCAGACGUGGCCCUGCUCGCCUUCCUCGGCGUGCAACAUAAGUUUUGGCCGGUUUCGGUUCCAGUGCUGGGGGAGAAGACCGAGGUUGUGUCCAGCACAAAAGACGCCUGUUUUGCCUCUGCAACGGAGACCUUACAGCAGAUCAGCACAACGUUCACCCCAUCCGACAAGCUGCAGGUGAUCCAGCUGACAUUCGAGGAGAUCACAAAGGAAGUGAUGUCAUCUCUGGAGGAUAACUUCCUGUGGUCCAUGGACGACCUGUUUCCUGUGUUCCUCUACGUGGUGCUGCGCGCCCGGAUCAGGAACCUGGGGUCAGAGGUGAGUCUGAUAGAGGACCUGAUGGACCCCUGUGUACAGCACGGAGAACACGGCAUCAUGUUCACCACACUCAAGGCGUGUUACUAUCAGAUCCAGCAUGAGAAGACCACAUAAGAACCACAGAGAAUCUCUGUACUGUAUACUGCAGCAGCUCUAUGUAGUGGCAGUCAGCCAAUUAGAGGGCAGGGUUGGGAGAGGUUUGGAGUGAUGCUGUCUCAGGGUCGUCACAGGAGGGUCACGAUGACUGACAGACAGGCUGCUGAGUGUCCAUCUGUUCCCCCGUAGCAGGACCACCUCCCCCUUACAUACACACAUACACUGACGCAUGCGCUUACACACACAUACGUAAACACCCACACACUACACAGCUCCCCGCUCUAACCACUACCUUUUGGUGACCAUGUCAUCAGGCUCAUACACCUACUUGAUUGAUCAGGUUGACCUCUGUAAACCCAAGGUGUUGUAAAACUGUAUUGGCAGUUUGGCCAGUUCAUCUGUCCAUAGGCUUUGUGACUCCUUAGCCCCUGAAUGAAGGAACCUGCUCCUCGAGCCGUCUGGAAUAGGGGCUUACUGUGAUGUGCGCCGAGCCAGUGGCGAUUUAGCUUGAUCGUGGACUGUUGUGAAUAUGACUGGCUAUUUCCUAUUCGCGCUACACUAGUGGCAGAGAUGAUAACCGCCUCGUUUGUCACCCAGCUCUGGUAGUGAAAUGGAAGUCUAUGAAGAGAAACUGCAACGUUUAAAAUCCAAGUGAGACUCACCCUGAACUUGGAGCCUGUCUAAUAACAAGACACCAUCCUGUAUGUACAGUAUAAGGUGGCAACUUCCAUUGGACCUCAGCCCUCAAAAGCACAUGUUAUUUAAUGGACCAACGCAAUAUGUCACAUUGAUGCCACUUAAAACACGGAAAAGGAUUUAACCUCCGUGAUAUCUGAGGCUGUGUACGGAUCGCUAGCCUGCGCUAGCCUGCGCUGUUUUGUAGUUGAAAUGUCAAAUGCACACUCGGUACAGUUUUGGUGUUAUUGUUGUGUUCAUUGUUCGGGGGGGGAACAGCUCUGUAUUCAGGUGAUUUUUGAAGAUGUGAGGUUGGGUGACGCUCUAAUUUUUCUCACGUGAUGCAGUUAAAUGACAGCCAGCUAAUGUGCACCUCAAAUGCUAGCCUUUUAAAAUAUUUCCAUUCGUACUGCGUCAUAUGUAUUUAUAACCACUCUGUUUGCGCGGUAUUUAUAAUGCUACAAGGUGUUUGUUUUUUCAGGUCACUUUGUUAUUGUACACCAGAGCUGUAAUUCAAAUGAGCACCUAUAUGAAAUGUUGACAUUUGAUGGGUAACACACAGUAGAAGCCAUUUUCUUUUUUUUUGUUAUAAAUCUCUUCCUGCAAUAUAGCUCAUGUAAUGUUCAUGUUUGGGGUUUGUCAAAUCAGAUUGAGGCUAUUACCAGGAAGCAAUAUUGUUAAUGUAUUUGUUUGGUGUGCUCCUUUCAUGCAGACAGACUUAUGACAGUAUGAUGCAGUAUUUGUUACUACCUGCAAGGCAAUCACUACCCUGAAAAAACUGUCUCUGUUCAACUAGUUGGGGGCUGAUCAUGCUGUAGUGGCAUUGUGAUGGUUAGACAGUGGUUAUACAGUGACAUUGAAGUUGACCAAAAGCAAUUUUCUUUUUUUAUAUCUCAAAUCUAGGCAGAAUUAUUAAUCUGGGGAAUAUAGUUUGUUACAACUAUGAAUUGAGUGUUUGAUGGGACACGCAGUACAUAAGAAUUGCUAUUUUAAACAGAAUUUGAUUGUAGCCUGGUAUUUGGUUUAUUCAGCUUGUUUGUAAUUUGUAUGGUCAUUCCAAGAUUUACCUCCAUUUUCCCCAAUAAUUCCUUUGGCAAGGACUGGUUAUUUAUCUGUAUAUUUGUUUACACCUGAAACACAUGACAUGCUUCAUGAUAGGAAAUGUAUCAAGUGUUUGACCCAUAGACUGACUAACACAUCUUCCUUCAUAGAUUAUGAUGUGACUGCUUGUACUUCCAAGGUGUGUUCAAUUGGGUAGCGUUAUCUGUAUGUUGUCACGGUCUUUUUUAGGGGAAUGAUGUCACCAUUUGUCUAAUGUACAUCUUAAUGUAAAGAAAGGGCAAUAAAGCGAGCUGACAAAUUUCCCUUUUAAAUGACAUUUG